Molecule: messenger RNA, 954 nt
Organism: Acanthosepion pharaonis
Lineage: Eukaryota; Metazoa; Mollusca; Cephalopoda; Sepiida; Sepiidae
Source: the annotation of a GenBank genome assembly
AUGACUCUAAUCUCUCUCUCUCUCUCUCUCUCUCUCUCUCUCUCUAUCUAUCUAUCUAUCUGCUCUUUGUAUCUAUCUAUCUAUCUAUCUAUCUAUCUAUCUAUCUAUCUAUCUAAUUACAUCGUUAACCCCGUUUGUUUAGACUGUUUUAUCUAUCUAUCUAUCUAUCUAUCUAUCUAUCUAUCUAUCAUCUCACUCUGUUAUCUAUCUUUGUAUCUCUUUCAGUUUCUUCCUAUCUAUUUAUCUGUCUACCAAGCCCCGAAACCGAAGCCCCAAAUCAGAAGCCCCGAAACAGAAGCCCCAAACCAGAAGCCCCGAAACAGAAGCCCCAAAUCAGAAGCCCCGAAACAGAAGCCCCAAAUCAGAAGCCACAAAUCAGAAGGCCCAAAACAGAAGCCCCAAAUCAGAAGCCCCGAAACAGAAGCAAAAAAUCAGAAGACCCGAAACAGAAGCCCCAAAACAGAAGCCCCAAAUCAGAAGCCCCGAAACAGAAGCCCCAAAUCAGUAGCCCUAAUGCAGAAGCCCCAAAUCAGUAGCCCUAAAAAUAGAAGCCCCAGAACAGAAGCCCCAAACCAGAAGCCCCGAAACCGAAGCCCCAAAUCAGAAGCCCCGAAACCGAAGCCCCAAAUCAGAAGCCCCGAAACAGAAGCCCCAAAUCAGAAGCCCCUAAACAGAAGCCCCAAAUCAGAAGCCCCAAAUCAGAAGGCCCAAAACAGAAGCCCCAAAUCAGAAGCCCCGAAACAGAAGCCCCAAAUCAGAAGACCCGAAACAGAAGCCCCAAAUCAGAAGCCCCAAAUCAGAAGGCCCAAAACAGAAGCCCCAAAUCAGAAGACCCGAAACAGAAGCCCCAAAUCAGAAGCCCCAAAUCAGAAGGCCCAAAACAGAAGCCCCAAAUCUGAAGCCCCAAAACAGAAGCCCCAAAUCAGAAGCCCCAAAUCAGAAGCGUCUCUAUAA